Brassica napus (rape) is the source of this 1187-nucleotide messenger RNA. Its product is annotated as ethylene-responsive transcription factor 12-like. Gene Ontology annotation, molecular function: DNA binding; DNA-binding transcription factor activity. The record is from RefSeq and is a predicted model, not a curated record. Gene Ontology annotation, biological process: regulation of DNA-templated transcription. The transcript has a single exon. NCBI's taxonomy places the organism in Eukaryota, Viridiplantae, Streptophyta, Magnoliopsida, Brassicales, Brassicaceae. Bases 414 to 965 code for a protein of 183 amino acids.
UUAAAAACUUAUGUUUAAACAGAACUUAGAAAAGGUAAAUUAAAAGCGAUUAAUACAUAUACUGUCCGCCGUUAAAACUAAUCACUUUAUAAAGUAUGUUAUUUUCAUUUUUCAGAUAACAUAAUAUUCAGUACAUUCAAUUAUUAGAACACCUAUACUUUGGUGUAAGAACACCCACGUAUAAGGAUCGUUCAGUAUAACCAGUCACAUCGGCAAACAAGCAAAAGAGAUCAACGGUGCUUGAUCCUUCAAAACUCUAGAUGGAUAAAACAAGCCGAGGAUUACGGGUGUCGUAAGUGGACCCCAGAGACACCUCUUGUUCUUUUAAACUCUCUCUCUCUCAUUUUGAGUCAAAUAAGUCAACAAAGGAAAAACUCUCUCCUAUACUCUCUCUCUAGAUUCACUCUAGAACAAUGGCGUCGACGACUUGUGGAAGGGAGGUGCAUUACAGAGGAGUAAGGAAGAGACCAUGGGGUCGUUACGCGGCGGAGAUUAGAGAUCCUUGGAAGAAAACUAGGGUUUGGUUAGGCACUUUCGACACUCCCGAAGAAGCUGCUCUCGCUUACGACGGCGCCGCCCGUUUCCUCCGUGGUAUCAAAGCUAAAACUAACUUCCCUUCUCCUCUCUCUCUUGACCUCAACCACAUCCCUUCUCCCUCCGCCGCCGUCGCCGCCGCGGAUAACCACCACAACCAUCAACUCUGGUUCUCCGCUCCUCCUCCUCCUCCUCCUCUUCACAUCUCCGGCAAUUACCGCCACCACGGUCUCUAUCUCCGAACCAGAGUGCUUAACGACAGAACCUCGGAUUCCCCCUCUACAGAAGCGCCGUUUUAUUUCACCGCCUCGCCUGCCGCAGCUACGUCAUCGCCUCGAGCGCUUGAGUUAAUGAGUUCUUCUCCUUCCUCCCCUACGGUGAGACGUGGCUUAGCCAUUGAUCUCAACGAGCCGCCGCCACUUUGGCUGUAAAACAGACGAUGAAGGCGGACAUUAACGGCGCCGUUUGCAACACUUUCGGCGGAACUAUUAGGGUUUAUUUUUUUGUAACUUUAGUUUCUUUUAGCAAAAAUCUCUUAUUUUUUUAGAGUCGUACGUGUAGUUUUCUUUUCAGUUUGUCUUUUUUGGCUUAUGUAAGAAUGGAGAUUGAUUGUUAUGAUCCAAGUUGAGGUAACAAAAAAAAAAACUUCUUAA